Messenger RNA from Didymella exigua CBS 183.55, 318 nucleotides. RefSeq lists its product as uncharacterized. Bases 1 to 318 code for a protein of 105 amino acids. The record is from RefSeq and is a predicted model, not a curated record. The transcript has a single exon. Lineage: Eukaryota; Fungi; Ascomycota; Dothideomycetes; Pleosporales; Didymellaceae.
AUGGCAGGAAUCAGUGCCAGGACAAGUGCAAUUAGAUUCAGGCUGUUUGGUAUUGCAAGCAAGGCUCGGUGGGACCUUCUAAGGGCCGACCUAUACAACUCGGAUUAUCUUGUUGGCUAUCGCGAUGAAAACUGGCAUGAGCAGAUGGGAAAGCUCUCAGCUGGAGAAGGGAUGCGUUAUGCCUAUGAUCCAAUCUCCGAAAGCAACACUGUGCACCGCAAAUCAUCGACCCUGGCGCUCAACGACUGUAUGACUACUGUGACAUCACCGGCAGGCGGUGCAUUGGCUUCCGACGGCAUGUCAAUCGAGCAAAUUUAG